This is a messenger RNA of Psylliodes chrysocephalus, 1859 nucleotides long. The record is from the annotation of a GenBank genome assembly. Lineage: Eukaryota; Metazoa; Arthropoda; Insecta; Coleoptera; Chrysomelidae.
UAUUGAUUGUUGUUGUUUGGAGAUGUUAAUUUGAAUUUUAUAUUCGUAAUUUAAAAUCAUAAUAUAUAUUUUAUAACGGAUUAUAUUUUAAUUUAUCUGCAGACCACAGUAUUUAAUAAAAUAUUGGAACAAGCGAAAAUGAUACCUCCUGUUGCUCCUGGGCAAACAGAGGAAACUAUAAACAUGGUUGGAUGGAAAAAUACAUUUAAUAUGAGACAAAUGAGUUUGAUGAAUUUAGCUGCAAGUUCAUUGGCUCAGAAAAAUGGAGCAAAAACUACUAUUCCCUCAUUUCGAAGAGCUUACAGUAUUACCAGUCCAACAAAAUCCUUAGAUAUUUUAAGAAAAAAUUUACAGAAUGCCAUUAAUAAGGACAUUGAUAACGUAUUGAAAAAAUACAUAGAGAAAUUCUUCCAUCCUGCUAUUGUAAAUAUUAAAAGUAAUUUGGGUAAAGAUAGUGUGGGAGAUGAUCAUAUAAAGGAAGUAUGUAAACAAAUGCUUGAGGAGGCGAAGCUCAUGUAUAAAAUAUCAUCUAGUUCUUGUGAUAGUUCACCCUAUGAGUAUAGCCAUAGUGAGGCAGAAUCUGAAGCCAGUUUUGCAGAUUCAAAGUUUGGAAGAACAAGCCCCAUUGUGACCUGCAAAAGAAAAGAUUGUGAUCCAGAUCAAGAAAUUGGACCAGCUUUUCCUAUAGUACCUCCAGUUAAAAAGCCUAGAAACAAGUCUCAUCACACUGAUUACAGCAGUUGUAAAUUGUCUUUAAAGAGGGAUGGUCCGAAAUGGAAUCCAGACAGGAUCCGAGGAAACACGCUGUUUAUAAUGGGAGCCAGAGCUAAUAAAGUUUUGGGUUAUGGACAGACAAGGGGAAGGUUGUAUGUUAGACAUCCUAAUCUUGUAAGAUAUUCCGGAGAUCAAGAAGACAAGGAAUGGCUUGCAUCCAAGAACUUAAUGCCUCCAAGUGGUGGAAAAGCAUAUUUGAUGCUUCUGGAAGACAUUAAAGAACUUACAGAAAGUGACGAAUAUAGAAACAGUCUUAACCUACAGCUCCACGAAUUAAGAGGAUUUGAAGUACCACUAUUCCUUCUAAUAAAAAUUAAGAACUUUAUAGAAUAUGUUAGAAACGAGAGGAAGUUAUUAGCUAAUGUCGAUACUUCUUAUGAAGACCAUAAUGAUCAUGUUAUAUCAUCUACACCAAUGAAUACUAUUAUGACAGUUGAAUCUGAUCCUCAUUCUCAUAUUUCUUGUGAUGGUACAAUGAUAUCUGACCAUUCAGAAAUGACUUUCAAGACAGAUUUCCUAAAUAUGACUUCCGAUAUGAGCAGCACAUUAACAAGCUCAGUAAUUUCAAGUAUUCUCUCAAGUAAUUUGGCAACUUUACAUAAUAAUGACAAUUCUCAGGAUUUCUAGUAUUUAGUCAUACUCUAAAUAGAGUAUUUUUAUUUUUACCAAUAUUAAAACUGAUUUAACUGUUGAAACCAGUUCUGAAUAUUAAUUUAAUCAAAAGAGUUAAAUUUUUAUUUAUAUUACGAUCCAAAACCGUGGCAUUGUACCUAGGUUAUAAUAACGUUGAUUAGGAAGGUCACAUCGUUUUUAUUUUAAAGCCCGACAUAAUUUUGACUAGAGAUUCUCCACUUAUUUCGUUAGCAUUUUAUUUAUGGCCCACAGGUAAAAAUUAGCUUGUGGAAUUUCAAUUGACCGUUGGCAUUAUUUAUUAUUUCAUUAAUAACAGUAACAGGUCAAGACCUAAUUAAAGCGUAAGAGUACAAAAAUAUAUACAGUGUGUACUUAAGUUGGAACCAAAUGAAAAAAAAAAUGAUUGAUUUUUGGAAAAAAGUUAUUCGUGAUAAAAAGUCCUGCAUGACCCA